Huiozyma naganishii CBS 8797 is the source of this 657-nucleotide messenger RNA. Its product is annotated as Loc1p. The record is from RefSeq and is a predicted model, not a curated record. Gene Ontology annotation, biological process: intracellular mRNA localization; ribosomal large subunit biogenesis. Gene Ontology annotation, cellular component: nucleolus; preribosome, large subunit precursor. NCBI's taxonomy places the organism in Eukaryota, Fungi, Ascomycota, Saccharomycetes, Saccharomycetales, Saccharomycetaceae. Gene Ontology annotation, molecular function: mRNA binding. The transcript has a single exon. The coding region runs from base 1 to 657 and encodes 218 amino acids.
AUGGUAGCCAGAAAAUAUACGAGAGAUAGCAAGACGCAGAACAUGCGCAGGGAAGUUGCGCCCGAAGUUUUCGCUGAUAAGCAGGCUCGCAAUCAAUUAGCCGAUGGGGUCGAUUCAUCGGCUCGUCACGGUCCCGGAAGACAGAAAAAGUAUUCUACCAACAAAUUGCAAGUUAGCAAGGAGCAAGCGAAGAUGAGACUGUAUGGUAAGAAGGCCGCUUCUAGAAACAGAAGUGUGUCAGGGAAAUACGAUGAAAAGGACCUGGACAUACCGACUUUGAAUAAAGCUAUUGUUCCUGGUUUCAAAGUCAAGCGCGGGAAAAAGGGUAAGAAGUUUGUUGCGGACGACGAUGCUCUGAUGUACCAGCGUCUUGUGAAAUCUGUCGGCGACAAGUACGAUCAGAUCAACGAGAGUAAAUUGGAGAAGGAUAAAAGACUCGAAGAGAUCCGAGAGUUGAAACGCCAAGAGUUGGAGCGUAAGGAGGAGAGGAAAAACCAGCAACUGGAGGACAAAAAACAGGAACUGAAGAGUAAAGCGUCCGUUGCCAGGUCCCAGAGAAGAAAGAACAAACGUACAAUAGAGAAUGCCGUCGCUUCGGAGGACAGUAACCUCGACACAGACGCAAAAAAACAGAAGAAGUCUGUAUCUUUUGUAUGA